AUGGCGAUAGGUGGCGCAACAGGUGGCGAUGGCAAUAUACCCAAGAAGAAGCAGCGCGUAGGAAGCAACAGUCAGCUCUCCUCCACACGCGCCGUUAUCAAUUCUUCCUUUACCGAUGAAACAUUAACUGAAGGCUCCCAUAAAUCCCCCACCCUCCGUCACUCCUCGUCAGUCCAUGGGGGUUCUAGUGGCGGUGGCGGAUUCAAUGAUUCCGACACCGCGGAUGUUAUUCUUCGCCUCCAUCUUGAUCACCGUCGCUCCCCCUUCGACUCGUUUGGGACCUCUUUCGAUUCCGUCUCCUUUGACGCGUCUGAUGUUCAGAUCUAUCUCCACUCGCAUAUCCUCCGCCGGGCUAAGUACUUUUCCGCUCUACUAUCCGACCGAUGGCAACGACACAACGACGAUGAUCCUCCUCAAAUCCACCGCCUUAACCUUGGUGUCCCGCCGACGCCGGAUUCAAUCAACGACUACUUGGAAGUUCUCCGGCUUCUGUAUUCUGAUGAUUUCUCGACUUCGAUUAAUAGUGUUGUGACUGCGCUUGCUUUGCUCCCCAUCGCCCUCGAAUUACUCUUCGAGGAUUGCAUCAAAGCCUGCGUUAAAUUCCUCGAGGCCGUGCCGUGGUCAGAAGACGAAGAGAGGAAAAUAUUGAAUUUGAUUCCAUUUUUAAGUAAUGAAGAAUCGAAAGAGAUCCUGACUAGGGUUUCCCCACUGAAAAAUGGCUCGUCAGAGGAUAUGCUUCACGGCUUAAUCCUUUCUGCUAUUCAUAAUCAUCCGAACAUGGCUUUCGCAAAAGCUUUUGUUGCGAAAUUGUUGAGGGACUUUUCGUCCAAAGAGUCCGUGAGGAGGGUUUUGGAUAAGGUAUUUGAGAGAAGCUUGAAGGUUGUGAAGGAAUCCUUGGAGGAGUACUCGAGUCCUAAUUUUAGAGGGGAUCAUAAUGAGACUGAGGCUAUUCAGAGGCUGAAUUUGCAUUCUGCUAUGACUAACGGGAAGCAUUUGCUGUGGCUGGUGGAGAGGAUGAUUGAGUUGAGAGUUGCUGAUACGGCUGUCAAGUCGUGGAGUGAGCAGGCUUCAUUUACUGCAGAUUUGCAGAGGGCGUUCCGUGAUGAUGCAUGGAGGAAUAUUGCUCCGAGUCUCCCUGCUGUAGUGCUUCGUUGCACUAGCAGGCUUGCCAAUGCUGUUGCAACAGGGAACAUUUUGGCUGCUAGACAGGUCAGGAUGAAGCUGGUAAACGAUUGGCUUCCGGUGUUGAUUGUAUGCAAGGACAAUAUGUCACCUAUGUGCACGAAUCAUAAAUCACUUUGUCUGGAGUUAGAAGAAACAUUCUUGAGAAUUAUAUCUACGCUCCCGGUGGAAGAUGCACAAGAGUUGUUGCAGCAAUGCCUCAGCUUUUCAACUCGAAAUGUUGAAGAUUGCCCACAUUUGGUCACUGCUUUUACCACUUGGUUCCGUCGUGCCAAUAGAUCUCCACCAGCAGACGACUUUCGUCAAUGA
Molecule: messenger RNA, 1491 nt
Organism: Fraxinus pennsylvanica
Lineage: Eukaryota; Viridiplantae; Streptophyta; Magnoliopsida; Lamiales; Oleaceae
Source: the annotation of a GenBank genome assembly